AUGUCGACUGGACCAUCAUCUGGACUCCAACACCCACGACUCUCUCAUCAAGAUCAUAAGGACAAACGCCUUGCUGGCAUCCUCGCCAAACAAGUGGCAAAGGUUGUGCCUCAGAUCGUGAACACCAUGCCAUCAUCUUCAGAUACUGGAGUAUCGGAUACUUUGGAUCCUAUAGCGAUUGUGUCGGACAAUGAGAUUCUGUCAGAGAGUGAGGUCUACACUGGGGACCUACCUCUUCUUCAGGUCCCUGCUCCUCUACCGCUUGCCGUAGUUCCUCUCGAGGAUCUUCCUCAUGAUGAGUUCGCUGUUGAUGACAUUGAUCUGUUCCUAGAGGGUCCCCCGGAGGGUGACCAGGAUGGUGUGGCCCUCAUGGAUGCCGAUGUCCCUUUUGUUGAUGAUCCUGUUGUCGACCCUGUUGUUCCCUUGGCUGAGAUUCUUGCUGACGUGCCCAUUGCUGAUUCUGUUGUUCCAGUCGAGGCUCCCAUUGAGGAGGCUCCUUUUGAUCUGUUCAGUCCUUACUCUUUCGAGUCUGUAGCGUCCGCUUCACUGCACACCCAGGGCAUACAGCACUAUGCCUCUGAUUCCGACUCAGAAAUGGCGAUGUCUGUUGCGCCCCACGACGUUGACCCAGAUCCGGAGGUCGAGUUUUUACCGGAUGAGCCUGCUCCUGUUGGUCUGGAGCCGGUCGUUUCUUAUGACCCUAUUGAGGCCCCAGCUGUUGCACGUUUGCCAGACCCUUUACCUGAGCCUGCUCAUGUCGAUAUACCAGACAUAGCACCACCUGUCAUUGUUGCUCCCAUCGAGUUACCACCGGUUUCUGUUGUUCCCGUUAUUGAUGCACCCGUUAUUGCACCGGUAGUACCUGUUUCAGCCCCUGUGCAUGCUGACCAUGCAUCGUUUGCCUCUCACAUUGAUCCACAUUAUGCUGACACCCGUAACGGGUGGAUCGAGGAUGAUGACUACCCACCGUUUGUGCUACCUGUCACUUCUCCUGUAGCACCUGUUUCCACACCUACUGAGAUUCCAUUGUUCCAUCCACACACCUCUGACGUCCAUCGCACUGAUCUCCCCAUCACAUUCCUCCAGGACAUUCCGCCACCUGUCCUGGGGAGGUUCCCUCAUACUGCACCAUCAUUCGUACCUAAGGGCGAGCCGUUUCUGUGGGCUUCGCCCGAUGUUAUGCCGUUGUCAGACCCGUACCACCCUUAUCAUGUGGGGUACACGAUAGAGGACAUACUCAUCUCUCUACAGCUACAGCAUGACGCAUUGAGUCAUCGCAUUCAGGAGUUAGAGAGAGCUCUACUCCCUCCAUGCCACUAUCAGACUCCUUUUGCCGCACCACACACUCCCCUUUCGUUUCCCCCUGAUUCGGAUGUUUGUUUCCUUACAUCUGAGCAGCAGAUUGCCUAUUUGUUGCGUGUCAUUGAUGCCUUAGAGGAGGAUUAG
Molecule: messenger RNA, 1446 nt
Organism: Helianthus annuus (common sunflower)
Lineage: Eukaryota; Viridiplantae; Streptophyta; Magnoliopsida; Asterales; Asteraceae
Product: proline-rich extensin-like protein EPR1
Exons: 4
Coding region: 1-1446 (481 amino acids)
Source: RefSeq, a predicted model, not a curated record